UUGCUGUGCAGCCACUGUAAACUCUGAUAAGAGUUGCCGGACCGAACCUAUUGGCGUUUCGGUAUUUCCAAUCAGAAUCCAGUAUUAACAGUAACGUGUGCCUCGGCGGACGCAAGUGAAAAAAAUCGCGUUCUGCGUGCGUUUAAAAAUUAAAAUCCAUAAAGAGCAAGAACAGUCAGAGGAGGAGAGGUAGCCACAUAGCCAUAGCCAGAAAGAAAUAAACCAGAAAGAGAGUGCAGUAAGAGAAGGAGAAUCGGAAGAAGAAGAAGAAGAAUAAGGAGCAGCCCGAGGCAGGAACAGUAGCUGGUGGAAAAGGAUAUUCGCCCACCUACACCACCCAACAAUAGUCAGCCACCAGCCAGGUGACAGCGAAAAGUCAGCACAAAUAUGUCGAGCGAUUCGAGUCGAAGGAUCCAGGUGCCCGAUGAGCUGAAGGAGGUCCUGUUGCAGUUUUCGAUCGCCUUUCUGGUCGAACAGCCCCCGGAUGUGAUCGACUAUGCCGUCGAAUACUUCACCAAACUGCAAGCCGACCGUCCCAGUGUCCUCAACACGGAUCAGAGUACCGAUGAUCAGGUUAGCGUCAACUCACAGGAUGCCGAUGAACCACCAGUUAUGGCCACUUCUCGCCGCAAAUCAGUCUUCGCGGAGGCCUACGACCCGGAGGCAGAUGAUGACGAUGAUGGUGCCACUGCCGUAUUCCCCAAGACAGAUGACCAGCGGGCCCGACUUGUCGAAUCGGUGAAGAACGUCCUUCUCUUCCGUUCCCUCGAAAAGGAGCAGAUGAACCAGGUCCUGGAUGCGAUGUUCGAGCGAAAGGUUCAGCCAGGCGAUUAUAUCAUUCGCCAGGGCGACGACGGCGAUAACUUUUAUGUUAUUGAAUCUGGCAUCUACAAAGUGUAUAUUAAUGACAAGCACAUUAACACCUACAAUCACACUGGACUCUUUGGUGAAUUAGCGCUGCUCUACAACAUGCCCAGAGCUGCCACCGUCCAGGCGGAAACGAACGGAUUGCUGUGGGCCAUGGAUCGCCAGACCUUCCGGCGCAUCCUAUUGAAGUCCGCAUUCAGAAAGCGGAAAAUGUACGAGGAGCUGUUGAACAGUGUGCCGAUGCUGAAGGCUUUGCAGAACUAUGAACGCAUGAAUCUGGCAGAUGCUUUGGUUUCAAAGAGCUACGAUAACGGAGCACGCAUCAUCAAGCAGGGUGACGCCGCCGAUGGCAUGUACUUCAUCGAGGAGGGCACCGUGUCCGUCCGCAUGGACCAGGAGGACGCCGAGGUGGAGAUCUCGCAGCUGGGCAAGGGCCAGUACUUUGGCGAGCUGGCUCUGGUGACACAUCGGCCACGUGCCGCCUCCGUUUAUGCCACGGGUGGUCCCGUCAAGCUAGCAUUCCUGGAUGUUAAGGCGUUUGAGCGUUUGCUGGGUCCCUGCAUGGAUAUUAUGAAGCGCAACAUUGACGACUACGAGUCGCAGUUGGUGAAGAUAUUUGGCAGCAAAAACAAUAUCACCGAUACACGAUAAAAAGUCUGAACAACAACCAACAAAAACCACCAUCAAGAAAGCUACAACAAACAGCAACUGCAACAGAAAAGCAACAACGGUCACUUGCAGGCUUAUUUAGGAUUUUAUUUUGUAUGUUUUUUCUUUCAAAUUGAGCAAUACAACAGACAACAAACAAACCAACAAACAAACAAGCAACAAACAAGGCACAAAUACCAAACAAACAAUACACACACAAGGACACAACAAAUCAUUUAAACUUAAUCUUGAAUAUUUGAUAAUUGAAAUUAAUCUAUAAUACUAAAAUAAUGAUGACGAUGUUGAUCAUGAGAAGAAGCUUAGCAAUGUUUCUUAAAUCUAAAAAAAUCUAAAACAAAAAAAUAAUGAAAAAAGCAAAAAGCAAGUUAUUGUAUUGUAUGUAUUUAGCAAUUGUAAUUUGUAAUGUAAUUAAUUGGGCAAAAAUGAAUUCAAAUGCAAUCAGCAAACAAAAACUCUAAAAAAAAGUAAAAAACAAGAAAGAAAGGAAGAUUGGCUCAACGGGAAUGUUAAAAAUUUACUAAUUUAAGUUUUGUUUUAUAUGAUAUAUCCUUUUUGUUAUUCAUUGAUUUAUUCAUAGUUUGUUUCAUUGGCUGCUAAUUAUACGAUAAGCGAAAAAACAAAAGAAGCGAAAGCUAUAAUUAAAUAUAUAUCAAGUAAGAGCAAAUUGAACCACACACAUCAGCAAGCUAAGAGUUUCCAAACCCACACAUAUAUCGGACAAAAUACUUACACACAAAUUAAAAACUAAAAACUGAAAGAGUAAAAAAGUAAAAAACUUGCAUAAUGAGAAAUUAAUUUAAUAUUGAAUCUAACAAAAGAACAACACAACCAAUCAAUGUAUGUACUAGUCUAUACAGCUGGACAGGCACUUCAGCCAGCGAGUUAGGGAGGCGAUUCAAGGAUAUCUGAUUUUCAAAUCCAUUUCCCAAAAAAACACGAUAACGAAAGCGAUUCGGAGCGAUCUCAUGAGCAAGUGCUAUAAUAUCAGUUCGGUUCUCGGAGAGGAGGAGGAUGCGUUGGGAUUUAAUCGGAAAUAGCAGAGGUAGAAGCUAAAGGCACAAUCAAUAUGUUGCAUGGGAUCAACUUAGAAAACUUUGAGCAAAAACUAGGGAAAAAACAAAAAAACGAAAUUUAGCAGAGAGAAAGGGCGGGAGACCUAGACAGAGUAGUAGAGAGAAAGUGAAUGGGAAAGUUGUGUGUUUCAAACGCUUUAGAUUGUUCUCCUUACGAUGUGUAUAUUGGGUAUGUCUUUUAUUGUCGCGGGCCCUAGGGUAUCUGGUUAGGUGAACCAAUCAAAGCAAUAUCGACCUGAACGGAGAUCGGCCUGGAUGUGGAUAAGAUGUGUACUUAGUAUAUUCCCGUUUUUGUUGCUGUUCAAUACCUGUACUACCCUAUAUCUACAUCUAUUUAUAUAUAUAUAUCUUAAUAUAUAUAUCUAUUUAUAUAACUGAAUGAGCUUAAACUAUGGUAAAGCCUAAAAACCUAAUACCUAAACCGAAUCCAACUACUUUGUAUGUGAAUGUGUAACCCCAUUGUUUUGAACAAACUGCGUAACUAAACAAAUCUUAGAUGAAUAAUUAUAAUCAGUGAACAUGCAUAUAUAAAUAUAUAAAUAGGUAUAAUAUUAAAUUAAAUCAAUUCAACUGGCAUACCAACAGUCAAGAGGUGUUCAAAGCUAAAAGAAACUACAUAUAAUACAAGAAACGGAGAAAAUAUCAUAUAUGUAAUUACAUAUAAUUGCUGCCCGACAGUUCGCACUGUCGGUGCGAAAAAUAAUAAAAUUAUAAUAUAUACAAAUAUGUUUUUAAUCUUAAUUGGUGUCUAGUCUAUGUUCAAGACUUUAAAGCAAACAAAUUCUUGCAAAUUUUCAAAACAAGAACAUAAAAAGAGAAAGAUAAACCUUAAUAUAUAUCGAACGAGUAAUGAUCUAGAAACUAAUUAAGAACCAGAAAGUGCUGGCCAUUUUCUUCCACAUACCAACUACAACUACACACGCACACACCAUACGCACACACACACACACAAAACACACUCAAGCCAUACAUAAUAAAAGCUCAAUAAAAAAAAAAAAAUAAAAAUAAAUACGAGAACCUAUAGAGUCCUUCAGAAAUUAUGAAUUCUUAACGCGCAAAUUUCAAACUUCACCGAAAAAAGAAUAAAUUUAAAGAAGAAAAAAUAGUAAGAGCUAUUCGUAUUUUAACUGUUGUGUUGUAAUUAUGCAUAAAGCGUAUUAAAUUAUGUAUGUGUAACAAGAUAUGAAUAAAAACAAAAAAACAAAAAAAACAAAUACAAACGAAAGAAAUAAAAAAAAUAAGAAUGCAUUAAGUAUAAAAUAUUUGACACUGAAUAUUUGUAGACACUGAAAAAAAAACUUUAUUUACAUUAAUCGCCGAAGAAGCUGCAACUACCAACAAAAAAAAAUGCAAAUCAAGUAUAUCCUGCUUUCGCCAUAUACAUACAACCCUAAUUUUAAUUUUGUUUCGUUUACCGAUGCCAAAAUAUUGAUUUUAAAUAACCUGCAGCUAAAUGAAUGGCAUAGAAAGUUAAUUUGUAAGACCGAAGCGAUGAUGAUUAUUAAGAUAUGGGAGAAAUCAACUAACUUCAUAUUAAGAUGUCCUUGUUAUGUCGCAAACAAUUUAUGAAAAUAAAAGCAAAAAAAUGGAAACAUGAAAAGCAAGCAUGACGAAUGAUGAAUAUGUCGGCGCAUUGAGACUGCGUGGCUGCGGAUAUAUGUGUGUGUGUGUGUGUGUGCGAAUACACAUUUCGGGUAUUUCACCAGAGUGAUAGUAUUGCAUCAGCCUCUUGCGCUGUGAGUGUGUGGUUGCCAGGCAACCGUUGCUGGGAUUUUGUCGCUUUACAAAGUACCGUUGUAGCGAGGCGACAGCGUUGUGUCGCUGUCGCCGAUCGAGGUUUGGUAGUAUGCACAGUUGGUAGACAGUUGGACGCCGGCAGUUGCGUACCAGAACUGGAACAGUGUGCAGGGCUGAAACUCGAUGCGCCACAAUGGAGAACAGCAACAACAAUAACAACAACAACGGUCAGGACUUGACAUCAGAAGUGGGAUCUGGCCACCAGCCUUCAGCACUAGAUGGACCAUGGCGUGCCCUGAUGGAGCUACAAAAUAAAAAUUUAAUUGAACUAGUGAAAGCCAUAAAAACAACUGUACCUGAUGCAGGGCAGAACAAAACUGUGCAACUACCCAAAUUCAACCCAGACAAAUCAGGCGCCAACGCAUCAUCGUGGUGCACAACGGUGGAAGUGAUUUUACAAGAAAACACGUUGAGAAGCAGUGCAUUGGUUAUGGCCUUGAGUUCGGCUUUAGAAGGAAGUGCUUCGCAAUGGCUUUCGCAAGUGUGCUAUGCUGAAAUUACUUGGCCUGAGUUUAAAGAAUUGUUUAUACAACGCUUCGAUACUAUAGAAACACCAGCCGCUAUGUUUCUUAAUAUGCUAUCAAAUCGACCGACUGAUGGCGAGAGUCUGGCUGUUCAUGCAAGUCGCAUGGUUACCGAACUUACAACAAAAUGGCGUCAAAUGGAUAACGAAGAGAUUGCUGUGUCUGUGACCCUUGCGCUGCUGGCAAGCUUCGAUCACCGAUUGCAGCGUUUAAGUUUCACAUCAAAUGUUCGAACCAGAGUCGAUCUACAGUCCGAAUUAAAAGCAUUCACUUUUAUUAAAAGGAAAAGCGGCGCUAUGGAGCAUCAGGCUGAAACUUAUUCUAAACGGCAAAAACAAUCACCGAUGGAGUGCCAUUUCUGCGGAAAAGUGGGCCAUAAAAUGGCUGAAUGCAGAUUCAGGAAACAACAGAAUCAAUUCGCGACUGAUAAAAUCCAACAUGGCAGGCAUGAUGUUCAUCACCGUGGAAAAUCAAAUUUAACUUGCUACAAGUGCGGAGAAUUGGGUCACAUAUCCACCCAAUGUACAAAGAAGGAAGUCGAUAGGAACAAGGCAUUCAAUCGGGAGAAGCGAGUGGAACAGUGCAGUAUUGCAGUACCAAAGGGAUGUCUGAACCAUAGAGGCCAAAUUUUCGAAAUCACCUUCGAUUCGGGAUCGGAAUGCUCGUUGAUAAAAGAAAAGCUAAGUACCAAAUUUUCUGGUAAAAGAUUCAAUAAUAUUGUUAUGUUAAAAGGUAUCGGCAGCAAUGGAAUAUGUAGUACUGUACAAAUAUUAAGCAAUGUAAAAAUUGACGAUUACUGUAUUGAAAUUUUGUUUCACGUUAUAGGCGAUGAUGAUAUGCAGAACGACAUUGUAAUUGGCCGUGAGAUAUUAAAUCAGGGUCUUGAUAUUGUCAUUUCAUCAAACCAAUUUAGGAUCUCAAAGACCAAAGUAGUUAAUUUGUGUACCGGCAAUGAGCCAGCCGAUAUUGAUACUGAGCUUGAGGGACAAGAUAAAAUAAAACUACAUUCACUGUUGGCAAAGUACUCAAAUUCAUUUAUAACUGGGAUCCCAAGUACUAAAGUCAGAAUUGGCGAAAUGAAAAUUAGGUUGAUUGAUCCAACAAAAACCGUACAGAGAAGGCCAUAUCGUUUAAGUCCAUGCGAGCGAGAUUUGGUUAGGGACAAAAUUAAUGAACUGCUAAAAUGCAAUAUAAUUAGGCCAAGCUGCUCACCUUAUGCAAGCCCUAUAUUGUUAGUGAAAAAAAAAAUGGUACGGACAGACUUUGUGUUGACUUUAGAGAGCUGAAUUCAAAUACGGUCGCUGAUAAAUACCCUUUACCACUUAUACAAGAUCAAAUCAAUAGGCUUGGGGGAGUUAAUUACUUUACAUGUCUAGACAUGGCCAGCGGAUAUUACCAAAUUCCUUUACAUUCAGAUUCUAUCGAGUACACGGCGUUUGUGACUCCGGAUGGUCAAUACGAGUUCCUGUCCAUGCCAUUUGGACUCAAAAACGCACCUUCUGUUUUUCAACGAUUAGUAAUACAGGCGCUAGGGGAUCUAGCAAAUUCCUUUGUCAUCGUCUAUAUGGAUGAUAUCAUGAUAGCCGCCUCAACAAAAUGCGAGGCCCUAGAAAGAUUACAGAUCGUUCUAGAUGUUUUGACAAAGGCUGGAUUUUCAUUCAAUCUUACAAAGUGCUCAUUCUUGAAAACAUCGGUUCAAUAUUUGGGUUACAAUAUAAGUGCGGGUGAGAUUCGUCCAAACCCACAGAAAGUUGUAGCGUUGACUGCUCUUCCGCCUCCACAGUCAGUCACUUCACUUAGACAAUUCAUUGGGCUAGCAUCCUAUUUCCGACAGUUUAUUAAGGGAUUUUCACAAUUAAUGAAACCGUUAUAUUUCUUAACUGCAGAUAAAAACAAAUUUAUUUGGAAAACAGAGCAUGAACAGAUACGGAAAAAGGUUAUUGCCACUCUUACCGACAAACCAGUCCUUGUUAUUUUUGACCCUUCUUAUCCAAUCGAAUUGCACACAGACGCCAGUUGCAGUGGGUACGGUGCAAUUUUAUUACACAAAAUUAAUAACAAACCCCAGGUAAUAGAAUACUAUAGCAAAACUACUUCACCGGCAGAAUCAAGAUAUCACUCGUACGAGUUGGAAACCUUAGCUGUCGUGAACGCCAUUAAGCAUUUUCGACAUUAUUUGCUGGGCAGGAACUUUUUAGUUUAUACUGACUGCAACUCGCUUAAGGCGGCGAGAAAUAAACGAGAUUUAACCCCCAGAGCACAGCGUUGGUGGGGUUAUUUGCAGCAAUUCACAUUCGAUAUUCAGUAUAGAGAAGGGAAAAGGAUGGCACACGUUGACUUUUUAUCGAGAAAUCCCCUUUCAAAAAAGUCUACUACAACCGCAAAAAUAGUCGAAGAGAAAAGAGUAAAUUUAGCUGAAAUUUCAAGCAACUGGCUUAUUGCUGAACAACGUAGAGAUGUGGACAUAGUCGAAAUUGUUAAACAUUUUAAAAACUCUUCUCUUCCUGAAGAUAUUGCGAAAACCUAUGAAUUAAGGGCAGAAGUUCUUCAUCGAAAGAUACAAAGAAAUGGGAGAACACGUUGCUUACCAGUGGUGCCACGAGCUUUCAGAUGGUCUGUCAUAAAUCAAGUGCAUGAGUCCAUAAUGCAUCUAGGUUUCGAAAAGACAUUAGAUAAAACUUACGAUUUCUACUGGUUUGACAAUAUGUCAAAAUACGUAAAAAAAUUUGUCGACAACUGCAUCACUUGCAAAAUGUCAAAAUCCACUUCAGGAAAAAUACAGGCGGAAUUACAUCCAAUACCAAAAGUCACUAUUCCUUGGCACACUAUCCACAUCGAUAUCACAGGAAAAUUAAGUGGCAAGAGUGAUCAGAAGGAGUACGUUAUUGUUCAGAUAGACGCGUUUACCAAAUAUGUCUAUCUUAGUCAUAGUCUUAAAUUAGACAGUGAGAGUUGUAUAAGGGCCGUUCAAUCUGCCGUUUCAUUGUUUGGAGUACCAAACCGAAUAAUAGCUGACCAGGGAAGGUGUUUUACAGGCGCAAAGUUCAGUCAAUUUUGUUCAGAUCAAAAAAUAAAAUUGCAUUUGAUAGCCACUGGUGCAAGUCGAGCUAAUGGCCAAGUGGAGCGAACUAUGAGCACGUUGAAGAAUAUGUUAACGGCGGUUGAAACGGGAACACAAUCUUGGCAGGAUGCGUUGGGAGAGGUACAGUUGGCAAUUAAUUGUACAACCAAUCGCACUACGAAAGCAAGUCCUUUAGAAAUGUUAUUGGGAAAGGUAGCACGCCCAUUGGGAUUACUUCCACCUAGUGAUGUAGAAAAUGUUAUUGACUUGCCAAACGUAAGAGCGCAAGCUGCAAAGAAUGUAUUAGCCAGUGCAGCUUAUGAUAAAGAACGAUUUGAUAGAAAUAAGGCAAAAAUAAAAAGGCACAAAAUUGGAGAUUUCGUAUUACUUAAGAGCGAAGAAAGACACCAGACCAAGCUAAGUCCAAAAUUUAGGGGACCUUUUGAAAUAGUAAAAGUUCUAGAAGGUGACAGGUACAUUUUAAAGUCUUUAACUAGUAAAAGAAAUUAUAAAUAUGCACAUGAGGAUUUAAGAAAAUUACCAGAGGGGCAAGUUCCCGAAGAGCUAAAUGUGUACGAUGAUUAUAAUAAUUUAGAUGAAAGAAACGUAACCGCUACAGAAGAGAGUGAAAAUGAAAAUAUUGAGAGUAUUGAAGAAAAGAGUGAAAAUGAAAAUAUUGAGAGUAUUGAAGAAAAGAGUGAAGAUGAAAAUACUGAGAGUAUUGAAGAAGAAAAUGAAGUACACCAAUAAGGGUGAAAAAGUUGUACUGCUGGCCAAUGAAAAUGGCAGAGUACUGAGUCCAUAAAAUAUAAUGCAAGCACAAGUGCAAAACAUAUUGUUUGUUUUGAUCAUGGCGUGUGGGGUAUUUGAUUAUGCGACUAUAGGAGUGAAUAAUGAAGAAGAAUGGAUUAUAUAAAAGAAGAAGUAAAACAAAGAAAUGAAAAGAAAGAAAGAAAAAGUUGAAUUGAAUUGAUAAAAAAAAUUAUAGUUAUGGAACUGAAUACUGUUUUGUGAAACAGUCAAUACGAUAAUUUGUUUAAGUUAAGAUAAGAAAAUUGGAUGAAACUAUUUAAUGUUCAGUCUAAUAAAGUAAGGAAAUUCGAAUGCUGCUAUUUUCUACACGAGGUCGUGUUAGAGUCAGGAUGGCCGUGUCGGCGCAUUGAGACUGCGUGGCUGCGGAUAUAUGUGUGUGUGUGUGUGUGUGCGAAUACACAUUUCGGGUAUUUCACCAGAGUGAUAGUAUUGCAUCAGCCUCUUGCGCUGUGAGUGUGUGGUUGCCAGGCAACCGUUGCUGGGAUUUUGUCGCUUUACAAAGUACCGUUGUAGCGAGGCGACAGCGUUGUGUCGCUGUCGCCGAUCGAGGUUUGGUAGUAUGCACAGUUGGUAGACAGUUGGACGCCGGCAGUUGCGUACCAGAACUGGAACAGUGUGCAGGGCUGAAACUCGAUGCGCCACAAUGGAGAACAGCAACAACAAUAACAACAACAACGGUCAGGACUUGACAAAUACAAGUUUAAUAAAUGCGAUAAAACAAA
Drosophila ananassae is the source of this 9526-nucleotide messenger RNA. RefSeq names its product cAMP-dependent protein kinase type II regulatory subunit (gene Pka-R2). The coding region runs from base 388 to 1518 and encodes 376 amino acids. The transcript has 10 exons. NCBI's taxonomy places the organism in Eukaryota, Metazoa, Arthropoda, Insecta, Diptera, Drosophilidae. Gene Ontology annotation, biological process: regulation of protein phosphorylation. The record is from RefSeq and is a predicted model, not a curated record. Gene Ontology annotation, cellular component: cAMP-dependent protein kinase complex. Gene Ontology annotation, molecular function: cAMP-dependent protein kinase regulator activity.